Aphis gossypii (cotton aphid) is the source of this 421-nucleotide messenger RNA. RefSeq lists its product as uncharacterized. The transcript has 8 exons. NCBI's taxonomy places the organism in Eukaryota, Metazoa, Arthropoda, Insecta, Hemiptera, Aphididae. Bases 53 to 421 code for a protein of 122 amino acids. The record is from RefSeq and is a predicted model, not a curated record.
UUCGGAGCGAAGUUUUUUCUUGCUUUCCUAGGUUUCUGAACAAUACCGAACUAUGGUGUCUUAUAAAGUUUUAAUUAUAUUAACUGUACUAUUUAUAAUAAACUGUGAUUGUGAUGAUGAAAUAAAACAAAAAGUCCAAGACACAUUAAAGAGCGUUGGUUUUUCGGAAAAAAAUUCAUUUGUCAAUUUUCUUAUUGUACAACAAUUUGAAGAUCUACCUGAAUUUCGACAACAUCUCAAAAAAUAUACAGAAAACCUAAGUCAAUCGCAAGACACUCAAAAUUAUUCUGUUAUUAUCAAUAGUAAUAUUAUUAAGCAAUAUUUCAAUUGGUGUGUAACGUCACAAGACUAUAAACCCAUUAGUCCAAAAGACUUUUGUAAACCAUUUAAUUGCGAAGGUAACAUUAUUGCUAUAUCAUGA